Messenger RNA from Vairimorpha ceranae, 1422 nucleotides. RefSeq names its product trna pseudouridine synthase d. Gene Ontology annotation, molecular function: RNA binding; pseudouridine synthase activity. The transcript has a single exon. The record is from RefSeq and is a predicted model, not a curated record. Gene Ontology annotation, biological process: pseudouridine synthesis. NCBI's taxonomy places the organism in Eukaryota, Fungi, Microsporidia, Nosematidae. Bases 1 to 1422 code for a protein of 473 amino acids.
AUGCUAAAAAAAUAUAAAAUAAAAUUUUUGCAUGAUUUUUAUCCCAUGGAUCCUGCACUAGAAAUAAAAUAUUUUUUUAACGAAAGCAGGGACGAACUUGAUUUACAAAUAAAAGAAAAACCUGAAGAUUUUAUUGUACAAGAAAUAACAAGUAACAACAUAUUGUGUGAUGUAUCACCAGUGAUUAACCUACAGGAAUAUAUUAAAUCUAUAAAUUUAAUGAUAUAUUUGUUAACUGAGCCAAGAACUGAAGAAGAUAUCACAAAUUUUAUUUGUUGUAGUGAUUUUAAUAAAGAUUAUGAUUUAAAUACUCUUAAAUCUCUGUACAAAGAUUUGGAUUAUAAACCUAUUAUAAUAAAAGAUAAGGAACUAAGGACUAAUUUACAUAAUUAUUUAUCUUAUAACUUGUUUAUUAAUACUAAAACUAUUGAUGAUCAAUUUAUAUUUGAAAGAUCACAUUCAAAUACAUACAAUUUUGUGUUAAAAAAGGUUAUGAUGAAUACAGUGGAUGCUUGUAAAUUUAUUGAACGUAAUAUUGGUUGCUCGGUGUCAUUCGCCGGAAACAAAGAUAAAAAAGCAAUUACUUAUCAAGAAGUCAGUUGCAAAACAAAUAUUAAUAAUUUAUUAAAUUUUGUAUUUGAAUAUACAGAAUGUACAAAUAAAGAUUAUGAUAUUCUUCGUGUAAUUAAAUUUCUAGAGGAUAUAGAAAUUACCGGAGAUGAACAGCAAAUUUUUGAUGACAUAAAAAAAGAAACUACAGUAAAUAAUGAACAAUAUAAAUCAUGUAUUGGUAUUUAUAACAUUAAAGGGGGACAUUCUAAAAGACUAGGUGACCUUAAAGGCAAUAAAUUUACAAUAAAAAUUAGAAAUGCGGCUGAUUUAAAGUAUAAAAAUAUAGAAAACGGAUUUAUUAAUUAUUAUGGACCUCAAAGAUUUGGUAAAGCAAAAAAUAAUCACAUUGUAGGGGAAAAGAUUCUUAAUAAAGAGUAUGAAGAGGCUAUUAAUCUUAUAAUUAAAAAUAGUAAAGGAUAUGCGGAUUUUAUAGAAAAAAAUUUUGAAGAAUGUCUAAGAAAAUGUGACAAUACAGAAAGAUUUAUUUUUAAAAAAUUACUUUACCAAAAGAAAGUAGAUUAUAAACAAAUAGUACUUAGUAUGAGAAGAGAAAUUAGGAUGUUAUAUUUACAUUCUUAUCAAAGUUUUUUAUUUAACAAAGAUGUCAAUAAAUUUAUUGAAACCAAACAAGAUUUUUCUGAUUCUGUACUAAAAUUACAGAAAAUGAAUGAUAAGCUUUUAAAAGGCGGUGAACGUAAAGUUUUAGAAAAAGCUAAGAAUGUUUUAGCAUGGCAGGAUGGUACGGAUUUUGUAGUAUCUUUUGAGCUUAACUCUUCAUGUUAUGCUACAAUGGCACUUAGAGAAUUAUAA